GUUGGAGUUGCUGGAGACGACGCCCCGCCACUCUCGAAAUGUGGAAAGGACAAAAACGUGGCGGGCGCAUGUGGCCAUGUUCUAGCGGGAAGUUCAUUCUCAUUGUGAACAUUUCGAGAACGGUGUGGCGAUGGCCUUAGCGGUUCGUCUCCGCCACGUGUUGGCCCUUCUUCGUGUCGUCCUGGCGCGUUCUUCUUCUUCUUCGUGGUUGGCGCACACCUCUCCUUCUUUUGCGCACACUCAGUUCAGGUAGCUAUGGUGGCCGCAUGGUCCAGAUUCAACGAAUGACGACGACGAGUCCGUAGGCCAGGUAGAAACGACGGUCGCCAUAGCCGAGCGGUGAUCGGCCGGGUAGAAACAACGAGGGCUUCCCAGGUAGAAACGUAUAACCCGCUUCUUAUUUAUUCGUCAGUCAAAGCCUGUCGCUAAUUAGUCAAUCAACCAAUCAAGUAGAGAACCAUCGAUCGGAGAGAAACCCUUCUUACUGCGAGCGAUGCAAUUCAUCCAUCCAGGACAGCGGUUACUCAAUCAGGACAGCAGUUAAUCGAUUGAUCAAUCAAUCAAUCAAUCAACCAAUUAACCAAUCAACCAAUCAAUCAAUCGAUCGAUCAUCCCAUCAAUCAAUCAAUCAAGCAAUCACUUAUUACUGGUGUCAAUCGAGGGAGAUGGGGGAAGCCACUGAGCAAGAUGCAAAGAGGAGAAAAGAGGAUGGCGGUGCGACUGCGACGCCAGCAACGGGCGUUGAUUUCUCGAAGAAGGCGAAAGGGGACGAUCGAGAAGCUCAGGGGCGCCAUAGCCAUUUUUGGACAGAUUUCGUGCAAGUUUUCCGGCUGGCGGUCUGCGUGGCGGGCAUUUACGUUUCCUACCUCACUCAGGGUGUUCUUCAGGAGAACUUGUCUACAAAGCGGUUUGAGCCUGAUGGUCGGCGGUUUGAGUACCUGGCAUUUCUGAAUUUGGCCCAGAGCAUUAUCUGUUUCGCAUGGUCACUGAUCAUUUUCUUGUUUAUCCGACGAUCAUGUGGCAAGCAGCCCCCAAUCUAUGCAUACUGGAGCGCCAGUGUAAGCAAUGCUGUUGGGCCAGCAUGUGGCGUCAUUGCAUUGAAGUACAUUAGCUAUCCUGCCCAGGUGCUUGCAAAAUCGUCAAAAAUGAUUCCUGUGAUGAUCAUUGGUGCCCUUAUUUAUGGAGUGAAGUACAGAAUAUCUGAGUACAUAUGCACGCUUCUGGUGGCGGGAGGCGUUUCAGUGUUUGCUUUGUACAAGGGCUCUGCCAAAGCUCUGAGCAAGCUGGCCAAGCCAAAUGCUCCUUUGGGUUAUGCGCUUUGCUUUCUAAACCUUGCUCUUGACGGCUUCACAAAUGCUACCCAAGAUUCAAUUAAAAAGAGGUACCCGAAGAUGAAUGCAUACCACCUGAUGGUAGGAAUGAACCUUUGGGGUUCCCUCUAUUUGGCGAUCUACAUGUUUCUGGUUCCUGGUGGCGGUGGCUACGAGGCGCUGGAGUUUUGCAGGACUCAUCCCGAGGCCGGGAGGGACAUCCUCUGGUUUUGCCUAUGCGGUGCAUUGGGACAGAAUUUCAUAUUCUACACGAUCAGUAAAUUCGGUGCGCUUGUCAACACGACAAUCACGACGACGCGCAAGUUUGUGAGCAUCCUGAUCUCUGCCCUUUGGAAUGGCAAUCCCCUCGCGAAUCCCCAGUGGAUGGGCGUGUCCAUGGUGUUCUCGGGACUGAGCUACCAGAUCUACUUGAAAUGGCAGCGGAAGAGAGUGAAGACCGAGUGAAUCGUGGCCGAAGCAAGUCAAAGUCAAGAUGGAGUGAGGGUGUAGAAACGAGCAGAGUGCCGCUUCAGAAGGGAAGAACCAAGUUAUCUUUUUUGGACUACCUUCCUUUGCUCGCCGAUUGCCGAUUGCGCUUUUUUUUUCUUUUUUUUUUCUUUCCCUAAGUCUGUACCUUGAGUGAGCGUGCACAUACUGAUGCAGUUCAUUUUGCGCGCCAAGACCGCUUGGCUCUCUUGCAGAUGGAAUUGUGUCGGCAGCCUGUUCCUGUGUUGGCUUCGACGGACGGCUAUCGUGAGGGUCUCGACUGCGAUAGAGAUGGCUUGUCAUUGCGAAGUGAAUCCGGGCUCAGCGAGUUUCUUCUUUUUUCAUGCGGGAAAAAAAAAAUGCACGCUAGAAGGUGCAUCGAAGAGUUGAAAAGUUUCGUCCUACUUGGCGGCAUGAUAGGGAUUCACAACAAUUCUUCUCGUCUUCCUUGGGAAGUGAUUGUUGCGAAAGGAAUAAAAGAUCUCAACUCGUGUUGCGGAUGCUGCUACGUGGAGGACGUAUGAUGCGAGCCUCAAGGCAGGUGUGUGGAUUAGCCCCCUGAUGAGACCGAUGCAGGACCGUUCAAAACGUAUAGGAGCAUAGCAAUUUAAAAUAAUAAUAAUAAUAAUUAAAAAAAAAAACACGAAAUGAUUCCGAGCUUGAUGUUAUUUUUUUAAAAUUUUGCUAUCUUCUUAUUAAAUGCGGAAUCAUCAGUUCGUUGGACUUCGUCCAGCUCGUUGUCAAACAGUGUGGUCACUGUACGCGACUUUCCUGUCUUAACCGCGUUUCCCAGGUCGUCAGUCGCAUAUAUACGUGUGCAUUUGGGGAAAGGUGAAGAGGGAUCGUGGUGGAAGGUAAACACAGAAGGGCAGUGUGUGUUUUUUGGGUGUGGCCGACAAAGAUGGACAGACUUGCGCUACCCUUGCUUGGGACAUCGACAAAGCUGCAGUUUUGCUGAACCACGGGUAGAGUUUCGUUAACAUUCAUAGAGCUGUUUAGACACAAGCCCCUUCAGGGGCUUUUACCAUACAAGAG
Molecule: messenger RNA, 2831 nt
Organism: Chara braunii
Lineage: Eukaryota; Viridiplantae; Streptophyta; Charophyceae; Charales; Characeae
Source: the annotation of a GenBank genome assembly